Nicotiana tabacum (common tobacco) is the source of this 1186-nucleotide messenger RNA. Its product is annotated as auxin-responsive protein IAA17. Gene Ontology annotation, cellular component: nucleus. The record is from RefSeq and is a predicted model, not a curated record. Gene Ontology annotation, biological process: regulation of DNA-templated transcription. Lineage: Eukaryota; Viridiplantae; Streptophyta; Magnoliopsida; Solanales; Solanaceae.
GCGGUAGUAAUAAUAAUAAGUCUCCUUUUUCAAGCACCAAAAUAUCAAUAUCAAUAUCAAUAUCAAUUUCAUCAAAAGAAUCUAAAAACUUUUUUAGCCUACUAAAAGUGGAAAGCCAAAAAAGGGAUGUCAUCGGAGAAAUUCAAAGCAGCCAAUGACUUGCCGGAAACUGAUAUCUCCGGCUUCAAUUUCAAGGAAACUGAGCUCACCCUCGGCUUACCCGGGGAAUCGCGAAAGCAAAUCUCCGGCACAAAACGUGGAAUCUCCGACGCUAUGGAAUUAAGCCUAGGGAGUUCUAACUCUGAAGAUUAUCACUCUAAAAAUGAAAUCUCUACUGGAACCAAACCUCCAGCAAAGGCACAAGUAGUGGGAUGGCCACCUGUGAGAUCAUACAGGAAAAACAUGAUAGACAAGGGCAAGUAUGUGAAAGUGGCAGUAGAUGGAGCUCCUUACUUGAGAAAAGUAGAUUUGGAGUUGUACGACAGUUACCAGAAGAUGUUAAAUGCUCUACAAAACAUGUUUACUUGCCUAACUAUCUGUAAUUUUCAAAGCGAAAGCAAGCUUAUGGACAUUACAAAUGGUGUGGAAUAUGUACCAACCUAUGAAGAUAAAGAUGGAGACCGGAUGCUUGUUGGAGAUGUUCCUUGGAAAAUGUUUGUUGAUACUUGUAAGAGAAUCAGGUUGAUGAAGAGCUCGGAAGCCAUUGGAUUAGCUCCGAGGACACCCGUGAAAUGCUCGAGUACAAGCUAAACAAAGAAACUUUUCUCAUCUUUAGCCCGACGAUAACUGCAUGUACAGAUUUUCGAGGAAAAUAGGACAAGUAAUGCACGGAUGUUAGGCAAUUACUUAAAUAUUUUUUUUUUUACUAUAUAUCGACGGUCGACCCUUCCCCUUUCGAGAGAAGAUGAUUAUUUUCAUUAUUACUGUAUUUGUGCGUCUAAUUAUAUAUAGUAGUACUACUUUAUGUUGUCACAAUUGUAGAUCUUAUCAUAGAAUAAAGCCACGGGAAAAGAAAAGAAAAAAAAGAGAAAAAGAAACUAGGCCGGGUCAAGGCAGGCCAUAUUGACAGCACUACUGCCUCGUUAACUUUUGGAUUAAGUCAUUGCUCUAUACAUUUUUUUGUAUUCACAGUAAAUCAUAUAUUGCGCUACAAUAUUUUUGAAAUAAAAAGUUGCUUUCUCCUGUA